This is a messenger RNA of Austrofundulus limnaeus, 1479 nucleotides long. It is a transcript of the gene hsd20b2, whose product is annotated as hydroxysteroid (20-beta) dehydrogenase 2. The record is from RefSeq and is a predicted model, not a curated record. Gene Ontology annotation, cellular component: endoplasmic reticulum. Gene Ontology annotation, molecular function: oxidoreductase activity. Lineage: Eukaryota; Metazoa; Chordata; Actinopteri; Cyprinodontiformes; Rivulidae. The transcript is spliced from 11 exons. The coding region runs from base 263 to 1279 and encodes 338 amino acids.
GUGUGUGGCUUAUUUGAUCCAAUGUGCUGCUGCGACUCCAAACUACAGCCCACAGUGGACUGAAUUCACCAGAUUUAUCAUCAAAACUGCAGCUGCCUCGCCCGUGGAAGCAGCUGUUUAAGACAGGAUGCAGUGAACUCAUCCUAUCAAUAAACUGCCGCUUCAGGAAAGGGGCGGAGCAACGUGGAGAGGAGCGAAGUACACAAAACAUUUUAAUGUCUUCUACCAUGAAAUUAGCAUUAAGCACCUUCUAGAAACUGAAAUGCUGCUCAGUGGAGGGAUCUGCUGCAGGACGUCCCUGACUGAUGUCCAGACUGAUGUCCUGGCCUUCUUUGGUGGAUUAAUUAUUGUUUUCUACCUGCUGAAACUCACCUGGAGAUGCUGGUGUGGACUCAGACAGUUUGUCUUGUCUGAACAAUGGCAAGUGGAUUUUAGGAAGUACGGACGAUGGGCAGUUGUUACUGGAGCUACAUCUGGUAUAGGUAAAGCAUAUGCCUAUGAGCUGGCACAGAGAGGUCUGGAUGUUGUUUUGAUUGGCAGAUCUGAAGAUAAGCUGCGAGUGGUUGCCAAAGAGAUUGAAAAUGAAUAUGAUAGAAAGACUCACACCAUUCAGGUGGACUUCACUGACGGCUGCAACAUUUAUCCUGUGAUAGCCAAGAAACUGCAAGGCCUGGAGAUUGGAAUUCUGGUUAACAACGUGGGAAUGAUCUGUUCGGAUCACUUUGCCUAUUUUCUGGAAAUACCGGAUCUUGAUCAGAAAAUCACUCAGAUUGUCAAUUGCAACAUGCUGCCUGUCGCUCAGGUGACCAGACUGGUCCUUCCAAGCAUGGUGGAAAGAGGAACAGGACUGAUCAUUAACAUCUCAUCUGAAGUGGGUGUCCGCCCACAGCCUUUGUUGGCUCUAUACUCUGCAUCCAAGGUUUUUGUUUCACAUUUCUCUCAAUGUCUACAUGCUGAGUACAAGUCAAAGGGMAUCACUGUUCAGUGUGUGACCCCACUCAUGGUGUCCACCAACAUGACCCACAACAUGAAGGUCAAUGUUUUGGUAAAGAGCGCUGCUGAGUUCGCCCGUGAGGCCAUGAACACUGUGGGUCACUCCAGCUACACCAGCGGCUGUUUGUCUCACGCUCUGCAGAGCGCAGUGCUCAGGUUCCUCCUGCCUGACUGGCUCCGCAUGUCGACAUUCUUCAUCAGGAAACUGAGGAGCCUUCCAAGCAUUACAGUACAUGAAAACAAAUCCAGUAAAGAAAAGGAAYGACUUGUUUUAAAAGAGGAGUAGCGUUUGUUUUAAGAUGACUUAGGUAAUUUUAGACUUGUCCUAUAUGGCUGUACUUUCAAUGUUGUUUUAUGUUUUUACAAUUUCAUGUACAUUUUUACCAGUUUAACCACUUCUACACACUUUUAGCCAUGAAAAAGUUUAUCAACAUGUUCAGUUCAUUCAGAUGCAAGAUUUAAAGUUCAACAAAUAUAUAUUGUUUG